AAAGGGAGGAGCGUUCGCCUCCAUUAUUUCUAACAAGAUCCUGAAGGAAAAGAAAAAGGGUAAAAAAAAAAAAAGGGGGGAGGAAGAGGGGAAGCUACAGACGGAACCGGGCUGAGCUACUGAAUGAAUGUGACUUGGGCAAGUCCCAGCGUGGGAUAUUUUAUCAGUUGGACGAAGGAACACAAGUAGAAAUCAUUGAGCUUUUCUGGCUGUUAUUGUGGAGAGCGUGUUUUUAAAACAUUUGAAAAUGUUCCACUUGAUGAAAAAGGAGAAGGAGAAAGAUGGCUCUCGGAAAGACAAGAAAAAGGAAAAGAAAGAAAGGAUGUCUGCAGCUGAGCUAAAAAGCUUGGAGGAGAUGAGCCUGAGAAGGGGCUUUUUUAAUCUGAACCGUUCUUCUAAGAGGGACUCAAAGACCAAGCUAGAGAUUUCCAAUCCUAUACCCAUCAAAGUAGCUAGCAGCUCUGAGCUCAAUCUCACCGACAUUGAGUCAGAUAAUAUCAGUAACAGGGGUAGCGCUAUUUAUGAUUCCGAGCACCUGAGCACUGCAAGUUCCAGCGAUGACUUGAAAACAGAAGAGAACUUCAAAGGUACUGUCCUCCAGCGGGCUGCCAAGUUUGGCUCUCUUGCCAAGCAGGGUUCUGGGAUGGCACAGAUGGUCAAGAGAUUCUCUUUCUCACAAAAGAGUAAAGAUGAAAGUCUGUCUGAAACCUCUACUCCUUCAGAGAACUCUGCUGCUCCUUCCCCACAGAUAGAGGUCAGAGCAUUUGAAGCACAGCUCUCCCAGCACAUUGUAGCUUCAGCCCAGGUAACCAUGGGCAAUACUCAGAAUGUGGUCAGAAUCCCAGAAGUUGUGGGGAAGGCAUUCCCAGCAGAUCUAAGAUUGCCUUCAGUACUUCCACCACUGGCGCCGGUGCCUAGGGAACUGGAGCUCCAAAGGAGAAACACUGGUGACUUUGGCUUCUCACUACGGAGGACAACCAUGCUAGACAGGGCACCUGAUGGACAGGUGUACAGGAGGGUAGUUCACUUUGCAGAGCCUGGUGCUGGAACUAAAGACCUGGCCUUGGGGUUGGUGCCAGGAGAUCGCUUGGUGGAAAUUAAUGGUCGUAAUGUGGAAAAUAAAUCUCGUGAUGAAAUUGUAGAGAUGAUCCGCCAGUCUGGGGAUACAGUGCGACUGAAGGUGCAGCCUAUACCUGAACUGAGUGAACUUAGCCGGAGCUGGCUGAGGAGCAGCAAGGGACUUCGGAAAGAGGCUUUUGAUCCAAUCAGUAUAGGAUUCAUCAGCUCAUGACUGCGCUGCCAUGGCAUUCUCCUCACGCUUUGCAUUCUGGGAACAGAAGGGAAGUGUUGUUUUCUGCAGCAAUCUGUGUGUGUGUUUGUCUUGUAGAACUGUGUUUAUCAAGCUCAUUUUAAGCCCUGGCUGGGGUUACCCUUUAAAGAUGGCUGAGGUAGUAUUGGUUUAAUCAAUAUAUUUAAACCUAUACCUCCCUAAAUCUCAUUUUUGCAAAAGAACAUUUAAGCCAUCGCCUGAUUCUUCCUGGCCACAGUAAGAAAUCUGCUCUUAAGGGGACCAUUGGGAGGUAUGCAAGUCAUGAUGUAGAGGGAUCCAAACCUAAUGCCAAGCCAUGCUUUUCCAUGCUAACACUCGGACUGCCUCAAAUGCCCUGUUAUUAAACAUAAAUAACUUAAGGACAAAAAUGAAACCCUUGACUGGUCUUUUGUGUGGCCAUUUGUACCAUACCUGUACUUUCGCUCAAAAUUUGGAAUUUCUUGAAUUGGCUGAUAUCAGGGUUGAGCAGUCUGAGGCCUCCAGAUGAUUCUACGUCUCUUGGCAUCCCACCAAAAGUUGAAGCCUGUUGUUGCACCACAGCUCCCAGCACCCCCAACAUGCUAGAGCGUUUCCAGAUAUACACGUUGAUGUCUGCUGGUUGCCAAUCCCUGGUAUAUGUUCUUCGAGCUCAGAAAAAAAUGCCUUCCGUCGUUAAAUCCCAGUCAUAUCUUAUUAGCUUCAGCUUCAUACCCGAACAACCUGACAUUAUGUGUGAAAGGCGCCUGCAGUAUUCCUAUAACCACCUGCAUGAUUUUAAUAUUUAUAUAUACGUUAAAGAAACCCCUUUCUUAGAAUGCUAGAAAGAUCUUAAACAGUAGAUACUACUGCAGUGUACUAAUAUUAAUUUAGUGGCAGUGUCUGCAAUAACCUCCUAACUAUAUAUUUAGUCAGUGUCCAUAAAGAAGCACUAAAACCUAAAAAAAAAAAAAAAAA
Molecule: messenger RNA, 2263 nt
Organism: Xenopus tropicalis (tropical clawed frog)
Lineage: Eukaryota; Metazoa; Chordata; Amphibia; Anura; Pipidae
Source: RefSeq